AACCAUCUAGCGCUUGCACGGCUUGAAACUGAUGCCAUCGGGCUGCGGCCGCUUUCGCAAACGCUGUCUACAGUGUCUCACUCACAGUCACCACGGUCGGGACCAGCAAAAACCCCAUCACAAACAGUAUCGAGAAAUUGGCUGCCAGAGAUGUCACGGAGCGCUAAAGCAUACAAUCGAUUCAUUCAUAAUGCACCAGAAGGAAGAAAAUGGCGUGCAAAGCAGGGUUUUCACCCAAAAGUAAAAGCCCUGUUUAUGUCCAAGAGUCAGGAAACGACCUCGUUGUGGCAGGACAGAACUUGGCUGCUCUUACGCUUUCAUCCCUGCAGGAGUUAGGUCUGCAGAGGUCAUUCGCAUAUUUUACCGUGUUUAUCUUUCUUUCUUACUGCCACGUGCUCCGGAAGAAGGGCUUUUCUCACCAAGAAGUCGAUGACCUCGUCAAAAUUGUCACACCCUUAAGAGAGCGUGAUCGGAACCAGCUGUUGGACACAAUCCCAUGGAUUCAUCGGCUAAUUGUUCGGCUUGUUCGCAGUGGCUGGGCACUUCAACGAGCGUCGGAGCUAUUCUUUAUAAAUGCUCUAUCCACUACUGACCUCUUUCACAUUCGAAGUGAUGGAAAUUUCCAAUCUAUUCUCGAACACUUUUCUAAGGACAUCUUCGUCAAUUAUAGUUACGAGAAUUGCUUGAGUCCUAGCUAUACUAUUCCGGGACUCAUUGCUUCGUACCUAGACUGGGCUAAAGCUUGUCGAACUAUACAGUACUUUGGGUUACGAUUUGCCAGAUCUACCAUCAUCGAUAGAAGGAAUCCAUAUUGUUUAUCCGUGCCUAAAUUGUGUCGAACCUUUGGACGUUGCGGAUGUAGCACAUUUUGAGAACGUAACAUACGAUUCUUUUCAUGCAGCUACUAACCAGGGCCGCACUGAUAGUAGCGGAAGAACAAACGUGCAGAAUCUCGAUAGGU
This is a messenger RNA of Pseudovirgaria hyperparasitica, 961 nucleotides long. RefSeq lists its product as uncharacterized. NCBI's taxonomy places the organism in Eukaryota, Fungi, Ascomycota, Dothideomycetes, Acrospermales, Acrospermaceae. The transcript is spliced from 5 exons. The record is from RefSeq and is a predicted model, not a curated record. Bases 210 to 872 code for a protein of 220 amino acids.